Molecule: messenger RNA, 625 nt
Organism: Coturnix japonica (Japanese quail)
Lineage: Eukaryota; Metazoa; Chordata; Aves; Galliformes; Phasianidae
Source: RefSeq, a predicted model, not a curated record
UCUCUUCCUCCCUCCCCACCUCCAGACUCUGGACAUCAAUUGGACGGGGAUGACCAACCUGCUGGAUAUCCCAGGCCUCAGCUCUAUGUCAGACACGAUGAUCAUGGACACCAUCUCCUCAUACCUUGUGCUGCCCAACCGCCUCCUGGUUCCACUGGUGCCUGAUCUUCACGACGCCGCCCAGCUGCGCUGCCCCCUCCCCAGGGGUGUGGUGCGUGUGCAUCUGUUUGGAGCCCGGGAGCUGCGCAGCAAAGAUCGUUUCAUGGGGGGGUUGGUAGAGGGGAAGUCGGACCCCUACGCUGUGCUCAGGGUGGGCACACAGGUGGCAAACAGCCGAGUGGUGCCCAGCGAGCUCAGCCCCACAUGGGAUGAGGUGUAUGAGUUCAUUGUGCAUGAGGUGCCUGGACAGGAGAUUGAGGUGGAGCUCUUUGAUAAAGACCCCGACCAGGAUGAUCUGCUGGGCAGGAUGAAGCUGGAUUUUGGGGAGGAACUCGCCCUUGUGUUCAGUGGCAAGGGAGAUGGUCCUUUCCGGCAACGGCCCUUCACCAAGCCACCUGGAGAGAUGGCUAUUGGUGGCACGUUACGAGGUGUCCUCCCAUGGACUGGUGUCUCUCUAGACGGGUAG